Messenger RNA from Drosophila willistoni, 804 nucleotides. RefSeq lists its product as uncharacterized. The coding region runs from base 16 to 768 and encodes 250 amino acids. The transcript is spliced from 3 exons. Lineage: Eukaryota; Metazoa; Arthropoda; Insecta; Diptera; Drosophilidae. The record is from RefSeq and is a predicted model, not a curated record.
CAACAAUUAGAGAUCAUGGUGUACACUUGCGUUUAUCUAAUUCUCGUCUCUCACACAUUGUUGGCCUUUGCCAAUCAAUUACCUACUGAUAUCGAGAAAUGUCACUAUGGUGAUACAAAAUGCUUAGCCAAGAGCAUGAAUUAUGUUAUCAAACAUUAUGGUAAAACAGGAAUUCCGGCAUUGAAAUGGCCAUCUCUGAGUUUAGUAAAUAUAUCGACUGUCAGAUUUAUACAGGAUGAUCAUAGCAGACCUAUAUGGUAUGAAGGUGAUAUGUUUUAUACCAUAAUUAAAGGACUUGAAAAUUCAACUGUUACCAAAGUACGAGGCUUUGGAGAGGAUCCAAGUGCUGGCGAUAGUGAGAUAAAUAUUAUGAUUCCUAGCACGAUAACAACAAGCAAAUUUAAAUUAAAAGUUAAUAUUUUAAAUAUACCCAUUAUGCUUUCUGGAUUUUCCACAUUGGAUACGCAAAACAUUCGAGUAAAAGCAAAAAUGUCAUUUGUGCGUGAUAAUCGAGGAUAUGUGAAGGUUUAUAAAGUGAUUAUAAACACUAAAUGGGAUCGAUGGAUAAUUGAUUUGAAAAAUAUUGAUUCCGAGAACACAGAUCUUAUUAAUCUGAUGGCUGAUUGGAUCAAUGAGAACUGGGCAGAACUAUUCAAAGAUGCUGAACCAUUUACGGCCCAAAAAACUAAUGAAGUUGUGUUAAAACUAUUGAAUGACAGGUUCUCUACCAUACGCUAUGAAGACAUGUUUCUAAAACCUAAUAAUUGAUGUUGAGAAUUUUUAUAAAAUAAAAAAAUAAGGAAA